UUUGCAGGGUAGCUUCACUGCACGAUUCUGCAGAGCUGUGCCAUUUCAUCUUAAGCACACAUGCAGGCAUAGAUUGCACUCAAGCUCUGGCUUGAAUCUAGGGGCAGAUAUUUAGCUUGGCCUCAGUAGGACAGUUUAUAACUUUUUCUAGUCACAGUUUUUCUUCAUUUGCCAGUCCGGAAGCUGACAACCAUGACGGAUACUACUUUACAAAUUAUCGAACAUCCAAGUGUCUCUGAAUCCUCAGAUGAGCAACAGUUGAUUACUGAUGAGCAGUUAAUUGACAAUGAGGAACCUGCUCAAACAGACCAGAUCAAUGGGGUGACUGUUCUGACGCUACUGGACAAAAUCAUUGGGGCAGUUGACCAAAUUCAAAAUACCCAGUCGCAGCUGGAACACAGGCAACAAGAGAUGGAAAAUGCUGUGACCAGCAUCCAAAGCGAGUUGACCAAGCUGACCAAAUCACACACUACUACCAGCAACAGUGUCAACAAGAUGUUAGAGAAAGUGCGCAAAGUUAGUGUAAAUGUGAAGACUGUGCGACAGAAUCUGGAGAAGCAGGCAGGGCAGAUCAAGAAGCUGGAGAGCAAUGAAUCAGAGCUGUUGAAAAGGAGAAAUUUUAAAGUCAUGAUCUAUCAGGACGACGUGAAACUUCCCUCUAGACUAAGCAUUUCCAAAACUGUAAAGGAAACGGAAAAGUCAGUAGAAGAAGGAGAAGCAGCUGAAAAUGUAGAACAUGGUGAAGAGGAACAUAUUCAGCUGUCUUCUGAUGAAGAAGUGGAAAUCGAAGAGAUUAUCGAAGAGUCAAGAGCCAAACGUAUUACGAGAAGUGGCAUGAAACGAGUUGAUGAUUUAAAGAAAGCUUUCUCAAAGGAAAAAAUGGAAAAGACCAGGCAGAAGACCAGAGACAACAUUGAGAAGACCAAACAGAAAACUAAAGAAAACCUUGAGAAAACCAAGCAGAAUUUGGAGAAAACAAAGCACAACAUAGAAAAGAAGAUGACUAAACUGGGUACCAAGAUUGUGACAACUGAAAGGAAGGAGAAGAUGAAGACUUCAAGAGAUAAGCUGAAAAAGUCUUUCACGCCAGAUCAUAAGGUGUACGCAAGAUCCAAAGUUGCCGUUUACAAAGUUCCACCUUUCACGUUCCAUGUCAAAAAGAUACGAGAAGGAGAGAUUGAAGUUAAGGCUACUGAGCUGGUAGAGGUUGGUGGAGAUGAAGAAGAAGAAGGGGAAGAGCUGGUGGAUAUGGAGAACCAAGAGAUGCACAGAUUGCUGGAAGUAUCGGAGGAGCAUGAGGCUGUGCUGGCUGACAGGGAUGACAGUGACUAGCUUAUAACGCUGUACAUGUACAUGUACACAACCUUGGAUUGUAAUGGGACAAAAAUAUAUUUCUAUAGUCACUGAGUGUCUCAUAUGCCAAAGGGCACACGAAGAAAUGCAAACAAACAUAUUCAUUCUCGAAGAUACCUUAUCCAAUAUCUUGUACAAAGUUUGUGUUUGCUGUUGUUUUAGCAUACAGUAAAAUCAGAUGGCACAGAAUAAAAUAUGCCAGUGUACAGGUCUUGGUUUGGAUGUUUAAUGAUAGCACCACACAUCUGAACGAAAUCCAUACUGACUGAAGCCCAUUGAAAAGCAAUGACAAAAGCUGCAUGGUAAGAGAUGCACCUGCCCUACUGUUACCCCUCAGGAUUGUGUCACUCAUUUGAUUUUUAAUGUGUAUGCAACAUUAAAGUUGAGAGAGUUCACUGGCUGGCUGCUAAAUGGAAGGAAAGGUCUAAGAAGUAAGUGUUUGAAUAGAGCCAUUAUCAUAAAUACAGUAGGAACAGAGAAAUGGACUGUCUUUGAGAGGGUCAGAACCAAGUCCAAUUUGAAGACUAGGUUGUGAGAGGAAUUAUUGAAAGUUAAACCAUCUAGGGAUAUUUUGCAUGCCAGAGACACCUAUGUAUACAGAGACCCAUACAUUUUAGUCUUCCUUCGUCUGUCCAGAUAUUGCUCUGCUAAGCAAUGAAUAUCAAAGAAUAAAUAAAUGUGUGAUUGACAAGGUUUUUAUCACGUGCAGUAAUUUAAGCCUGAUCCCCAUGCAGUGGGAGUUUAUCUAAGGAGAUGGACUAAAAAGUACUACUGUCUCAUUCUAUGUGUUUCCAAGGUUAGCCAUAUAAGAAUGAAUUUAAUUAUUUUUUUUAAGCAAGCAGGAAGAUUGGCAAGGUAAUAUGAGAUCUGCUGGGCUUGUCUGGAGAUCCUUAACAUGUGACAAACCCAAUGCUAACAUGUCAAUGUAACACAGUUAGAGCAUGAUCUAACUCUGCAGCCUUUAAUACUCUAGGCUGACUUCUGGGGACCACUGGCCCAAAAUGAGAUGAAAAGCACUUCCACCUCCUCUUCCACACAUCCCCAUUUUGUCUUUACCUCCCUGAUGACUAUUUUAUUAAAACAUUAACAGUUAUUAAUAGUUACACCAGAUUUAGUCAAAACAUUAAAGUAGAGCAAGGAAAAACAGACAAAAAGUUAUAUGACUUUUUUCUUGUUGUUUCUCUCUCUUACUCUGGUAUGUUGCUUUUGUAAAUAUAGUUUUAUAACAGACACAGCAUAGGGAAGAAAGGACAAGUAAGGCUGUUUUAACUUUCUUUUUUGACAAAGAAAAAUGGAGUCUCUUUUCCCCCAAUUAAUGAAUCCCCUUUUUUAUUCAUUUUGUACUUAAUUUUGUCUUAUUAGCACUGACCCUUAGAAUCAGACUCAGAAGUCUUGUUUAUGCCAGAGUGCCUAAAUACCAGAUGUCGUAGAGGUGCCGGGGGGGGGGGGUCCCCUGACCUUAUACCAUUUAUUCAUGACCAUUAGAAUCCAGAUUAAACUUUUCAUUUUUGGAAAAUAUAAAAGACACUGUCCAUUUUAAACAAACAAAACAGCCAUACUUCUGUAUUCACAUUAAAUGCAACUGGUAAAUCCCAGUAAACUGCAUCUCGGCUUAACUUUCAUAUUCUAUUUAAUGUCUCCGUGAGCAUGUGUGUGGUAAUCAGCUUUUUACACAGACUACCAUUGCAUGCACUCACUUUGGGAAAUAAUAUUCAAGUAUGUGUGCUCAGGAUGUUACAGAAAUGUAAAAUGGUAAUGUGACUUAUGCAGAAGGUUAAUUUGCAUAGCAUUAAAUAUGAUGAAACUGGUACAGGGCAAGUACGACUUUAUGAAUUACAACCAGAAAGCAGGCUUGACACUACAGCCCUUUUCACAUUCAUAACCUUGCUUUUACUAAUGCAAAUAGAUCAGUUUUAGAAGUGCAUAUAAAUUACCAGCUUCACUGGAAAGCACUGAGAUAAUAUGUCUGGAUCAUUUUCUAAAACCACCACAUCAAUUAUACUUAAGGAGAUUGUCUUUUUAUGAAUUAUGUAUUGCUCUAAUAAAAUAAAACAUUUCUAUACAUAUAUCAUUAGUCACCACUGUUUUACCAUUAAUGUGUAGCUAUUAAGUAUAUUGUCUCAACCAGGUGUUUAUCAGCUCCCAGUUGCAAGUUAGAAGCAAGGUGUAGCUCCUAAAAUUAAACUUCAGCAUUAAUAUAUAUGGAGCACCUGCUGAAAUUCUGAGGACCUUCAUUAUGACCCACAACACACACACACACACACACACACACACACACACACACACACACACACACACCCCUGAUGUUUAUGUUGCGUCACAGUAUAUUUCCUAUUUCAAGGUAUAACAAUGUUGGUGUGAGGGACACAGCCCCAAUGUUGGGCGGGGGCAAAGCUCUCUUGCAGAAAUGUUUAAAAGUCUGACUUCAAGUUUUGGAAAUCACUGUGUUUUUUUAGUAAUAGGUUAUUUUUGCAGUAUCAGGACUCACAGUGUUAGAUCUUACAGUUGUGGCUGGUAGUCUUGUAGUCUCAGUCAUGUCAGUGUAUGGUUAUGCUGGAGUUUUUUAUAAUGUAGCAUCUUCAGCAGACAGUUCAUAAGAAGCCUUUACUUCUGCAUCUUCAACAGGUUUCCUUCUGAUCUGAGAAGUUAAGGGUGUGGAAAGACUCAAAAUGCUACUGCAGCCUCUGGGUAAUGGAUUGUUCUCCUUUUAAUGAAGAAUUAUGUUCAGUCCACUCUUAAAUUUGAAUCCGUGGUUUGUUUCUUAUUAUGCUUUUGUGCACAUUAACCUUCAGAAAGAUUAAAACUACUAAUAUCCAAGUUGUGCUGCAACUGAACCACCGCCACCUCUUUGGUUCUGCCUUUUCAUUGGGCAAAAAAAGUGAGUGAUGUCAUAUAGUUCUUGUGGAGUGGUUGUGCCAGACCAAAGUUUAUUUGUACAACAGACUGUGUCACACCAAAUGUUUCCCUGUUCUUUGUUCUGCAUAGUUGAAAACACAAAUACAAGUUGUACAGGACACUUAUGUCAUUUCAUUUUUUAACGUUAGUGUUCUUAAUGAAGCUUCCACAGUUAUU
This is a messenger RNA of Protopterus annectens (West African lungfish), 4425 nucleotides long. RefSeq names its product caveolae associated protein 1 (gene CAVIN1). Gene Ontology annotation, cellular component: caveola; cytoplasm. Gene Ontology annotation, molecular function: rRNA primary transcript binding. Lineage: Eukaryota; Metazoa; Chordata; Ceratodontiformes; Protopteridae. The record is from RefSeq and is a predicted model, not a curated record. Gene Ontology annotation, biological process: termination of RNA polymerase I transcription; transcription initiation at RNA polymerase I promoter. The transcript has 2 exons. The coding region runs from base 193 to 1332 and encodes 379 amino acids.